Molecule: messenger RNA, 1330 nt
Organism: Nanorana parkeri
Lineage: Eukaryota; Metazoa; Chordata; Amphibia; Anura; Dicroglossidae
Gene: HTR1A
Product: 5-hydroxytryptamine receptor 1A
Exons: 1
Coding region: 24-1262 (412 amino acids)
Biological process (GO): regulation of hormone secretion; regulation of behavior; regulation of vasoconstriction
Cellular component (GO): plasma membrane
Molecular function (GO): G protein-coupled serotonin receptor activity
Source: RefSeq, a predicted model, not a curated record
AGCUGCCAUCCUUUUGCUUUGGGAUGGAUGCUUUUAAUAACACUACCUCUUCGGACUAUUCUUCAGAGAAGGGGAAUGGGACCAAGUUCGAGGAGGUGACCCUCAGCUACCAGAUCCUCACCUCUUUCUUCUUGGGGGCACUGAUCCUGUGUGCCAUUUUUGGCAAUGCCUGUGUGGUCGCGGCUAUAGCCUUGGAAAGGACUCUUCAGACUGUGGCCAACUAUCUCAUAGGCUCCCUGGCGGUCACUGACUUGAUGGUCUCCGUCUUGGUGUUACCCAUGGCGGCUCACAACCAAGUUCUGAACAAGUGGACUCUGGGGCAGGUAACCUGUGAUAUUUUUAUUUCUUUAGACGUUUUGUGUUGUACCUCGUCCAUUCUCCAUCUGUGCGCUAUAGCUUUGGACAGAUACUGGGCGAUCACAGACCCCAUUGACUAUGUGAACAAGCGGACUCCUAGGCGAGCGGCCAUCCUCAUUAGUCUGACAUGGAUAGUGGGCUUCUCAAUCUCCAUCCCACCCAUGCUGGGUUGGAGGACAUCUGAAGAUAGGUCUGACCCUGAUGCUUGUAAGAUCAGUGAAGACCCAGGUUACACCAUCUACUCCACCUUUGGAGCCUUUUAUAUCCCCUUAAUUCUAAUGCUGAUAUUGUAUGGUAAGAUAUUUAAAGCGGCCAGGUUCAGGAUUCGUAAAACUGUUAAAAAAGCCGAGAAGAAGAAAGUGGCAGACACUUCCUUGACGGUGUCCCCAGGAACCAUCCAGAGGAAAAGCAAUGGGGAGCCCAGCAAGAACUGGAAGAGGAGUGUGGAGCCCAAACCCAACAACGCCUGCGUGAACGGGGCAGUCAGGCACAAUGAAGACGGGGCUGCCCUGGAGGUCAUUGAGGUCCAUCAGUAUGCCAACACGAAGAACCACCUUUCGCUGCCAAACCAUUCCAGUGACAACCCAUCUCUUCCCUGCUUCGAGAAGAAGAAUGACAAGAGCGCAGAUGCCAAGAGGAAGGUGGCACUGGCCAGGGAGAGGAAAACGGUGAAAACUUUAGGUAUCAUCAUGGGCACUUUCAUAUUUUGCUGGUUGCCAUUCUUCAUCGUUGCCCUGGUUUUGCCGUUCUGUGAAUCCUGCUACAUGCCACACUUGCUGUUCGAUGUCAUCAACUGGCUAGGCUAUUCAAACUCUCUCCUUAACCCUAUUAUUUAUGCUUAUUUUAAUAAAGAUUUCCAAAGUGCUUUUAAGAAAAUCAUCAAGUGCAAAUUCUGUAGACAGUGAAGAUGAUCCUGUUUUCUCUUGCCUGCCUUGUGCCCAUUACAAAUGCCCUUAUUUAAUGCUUGUUCCCU